AUGGCCGAUACAGGUGCUAAGAAUGUGCAGAGCCCCAUCGCGCUCAGCCAGCGAUCCACGGCGAUCAAAGAUGGCGUCCAACCGCUCGAUUUGUUUGGCCAUUGGGAUGGCUUGGGCAAGGCGAAGAUGGUGAACACCGGCUCGUCGGUGAUGAUAACGUUUAGCGAUCGUCCCUUCCGGCCGUUCAUCGUCGGUGGAGUCCUGAACAACAAGUACAUCUUUGAGCAGCUCCACUUCCACUGGGGCAUCGGAGACGGCUCUGGCUGCGAACACACGCUAGAGGGCAGCACCUACUCGAUGGAGGCGCACGCCGUCCAUUUCAACGCCAAGUACGGCAGCUUCGCGGAAGCGGUCGAUAAGCCGGACGGCUUGGCCGUGUUGGGUUUCUUCGUGCAGGCGUACGGAGACCAGGACUGUCCGGCGUUCGAUAAGAUUGUCGCCGGUUUGCGCCACAUUCACAGCCCCAACGCGCUCACGGACAUCGAUGCGGACUGUCUCAAGUGGAUGGGUAUGCAGGACCUGAACCGACACUACUACUCGUACAAAGGAUCGCUCACCACGCCGCCGUACUUCGAGAGUGUGACCUGGUUGGUGUACAAGACGCCGAUCUACGUUUCCAGCGCGCAACUGGCGGCUUUUCGGGAGUUGCGCGCCUGCCCGAAGGAUAGCAGCAAGAAGAUCGUGAACAACUAUCGCCCGGUGCAGGUGCCCAAAUAUGAACCUGAGGUAGUGUUUGUGCGAAACAAUCACCCGAUUGUUCUGUCGAAACUUUGA
Anopheles coustani is the source of this 774-nucleotide messenger RNA. RefSeq names its product carbonic anhydrase 2 (gene CAH3). Bases 1 to 774 code for a protein of 257 amino acids. The record is from RefSeq and is a predicted model, not a curated record. Lineage: Eukaryota; Metazoa; Arthropoda; Insecta; Diptera; Culicidae. Gene Ontology annotation, cellular component: cytoplasm. The transcript has 2 exons. Gene Ontology annotation, molecular function: zinc ion binding; carbonate dehydratase activity.